Messenger RNA from Cavia porcellus (domestic guinea pig), 3999 nucleotides. RefSeq names its product UL16-binding protein 1-like. The transcript is spliced from 5 exons. The record is from RefSeq and is a predicted model, not a curated record. NCBI's taxonomy places the organism in Eukaryota, Metazoa, Chordata, Mammalia, Rodentia, Caviidae. Gene Ontology annotation, cellular component: external side of plasma membrane. The coding region runs from base 140 to 862 and encodes 240 amino acids. Gene Ontology annotation, biological process: immune response.
CGCCCACGUAGAGUUGAUCGCGGCGCGCGGGCUGACUGGCGAAACUCCUUGAUCAGCUGUUCUCCUGGCUGUGUGGCGUCCAGAAGAACGGAGUUUGAAGCGCACGCGGGUUGCAGCACAGAAAUCGGCCCAAGGACCCAUGGCCCCCGCCACGAUCCUCUACUUCCUCCUCACCGUCCUGACCCGGCUGCUGCAACUGUCAGAGCCUCUCCCGGCGGCCGGUGCCGGCACUCACUGUCUUGUCCAUGAAUUCAUCAUCAAUCCUAAGCCCCUGCCUGGACAGCAACAGUGCAAAGUCCAAAGUCAGCUGGAUCAGAGGAUCUUUCUUUCCUAUGACUGUGUUGGUGCCAUGGCCAUAUCACCGGAUGUCCAUGCAGGGAAGCUGAAUAGCACCAAGUCCUGGAAUGACCUGUUUAAAACACUGCAGGAUUUGAUCACAGAGAUUAAAAAGCUGUGGUGGGACAUUAAACCAGAGGAAUGUGCAUCCACAGUGGCCAGGAUGACCUGUUGUCAGAAAGCUGAUGGAAACAUCCUCGGAUUCUGGGAAUUUGGAUGCAAUGGAAAAUUUUUUCUCCGUUUUCACUCAAACAAUAAAACAUGGGAAGACCUCCUUUCUGGAUUCAGCUCCAUGAAGGAGAAGUUGAAGAAUGUGGAGCUGAGUGAGUUGUUAUACAGGACAUCACUGGUCGACUGUGGAAGUUGGUUAAAGGAAUUCCUGGAGCAUUCAGAGGAAAAUCUUGAGACCACAGCACCACCCACCACCCUGGCUGCAACUCUACCCACUUCAAAGGCCACCAGGCUGAGCCACAGGGCCCUGCUGCUGAUCCUACCCUGCUCAUUGAUUCUUUUGAAUGUUGUCUGAUUGUAUAAAGAAUUAAAUUAUUUUAGUCUGUCUUUCAACAUUAUCUUCUGACAAUUAAAUAAUGAGAUUCAUUUUGAAACAAACACCUUAAUUAGUCUGCAAUUUUGUUUUAUGCUUGAUGUGGUGCAUAAUUUUAUGUGUCUCCCUGAAUGCCUGAUAAGUGACAAAACAUCAUUUCUAAUGUGUUUGGAAGAGAGUUCCUGGAAGACACUCUCAUUCAAAUGACCAGACUGAAAGACUGACUACCCCAGCACAGCAAGAGACCACAGUGCCUUCCUGGGAAGCAGCACAAGCUGCAGCUGUGCCAAGGGGAGACUAAGUCAGUGUCUCCAGUGAGCAUGCUGAGAACCAAAAGUCUGCUGUACACCACCCACACCCUGCUGGCAAGUGGAUAGUUUUGAGGACAGCGUGAGUUGAUAGCAACAAAGGUACAUAAAGCAACUAAAUGCUUGUACUGCUGAUUAGGUUGAUUAUGCUGACCUGGGGCCAGAGGUCUGAGCAUCUCUUGGAAGGAUGAUAUUAUGCAAUAUAGCAAAUGUGGGGAAUCUACUUUCUUGGCUUUGAAGGCCAGUAGUGUUUUCACUCUUUUGCUUCGUUCUGAUUAAUUGUUUUGCUUUAGUCAAUAUUCUGCUUUGAUUGAUUUCAUUGUGUUCUUUUUAUGGUUUGGUUUUAAUAUACCUGACUGAAUGGACAACUAUUGUGAAGUUAACAAGAUUUUCUAUGGGAGCUGUUCUUGCUAACCUGGUAUCCUGCUCUGAAGUUUUGUACUAAUUUGUACUAAUUUCACUGUAUUGUUUGAUUGGUUUUGUUCUCUCUUGUUUUGUUAUAAUUAACAACCUUCAAAAUAAGAUGUAAAAAAAAAAAAAAGAAAGAAAGAAGCUGGGGACAAAAUCCACCUUUCAAAGAUGCAUCCCCAAUCAUUCACUUCCUCCAGCUAGGCUCCACCUCUCUCCCCAUCAUAGGUACAUUUCACACAUCUUGCCAGCUUGCACUCUGGCAGGAAUAUUUUCCCCAAGAUCUGAGGAUGGAACAUCUCCAUGGCAAAGAACGCUGGGCUCAGCAUCACUUCAGAAAAAAAUCUGGAAAAAUAAAAUGCACUUAAGCUCUUUGCAUUAUAGUAGCAUAUUUGUAAUCAGUGGUAGGAAUACUUCCCUGUGAGAAUAAACUAUCAGGACACUCACCUGGAAAAGUGGGCCCAUGCUUCUCUUUUAUAAUGUUGGUAAAGUUAGGAGGCCAAUAUAAAGAGGUAUGUGGGAUGGAACCAGUCAUGAAAUCCUAGCUGGAGAUGACACCUGCAUAAUAUUUGACUAAUCUGAGUGCGUUCCCAGGUUUUAUGGGUGUAAAGCACUGAGGACUUGAGACACCUACUGUACAUGCUCCUUGCAUGUUCAGCAUCAUAAUCAUCAGUCCGUCCUCAUGAAACACUCAGUAACUCUCCUAAAUGAAGGAAAACACUUGAAAGGGGAGGGAAAUAAAAGAGCCUUGCCAUCCUCACAGAGAUCUCCUUACCAUGUACCAGUGUGCCACUUUCAGCUCCAGAUCUGCGCUUCCCUGGCCCUAUCAAUGAGGCUGGGUCUUUCGGUGAACACUGUUACUCCUGACCAGUGCUUUGUCAGCAGAGAAGACCAGCAGCCAGCCAUGGGGGAAUGUGGGAAUAUGCUCCCCAAGUCUUGCCUCACAAACACAUUACCUCCUGCACGUUACUUCCCUGGAAGGGAUUUUAUUCCUGACACCUCACCACACAGAAUUUCCUAGAUUCUACAAAGAGCUACUGACCUGUCAGCUGCAGCUGAGGGCAUUUCUUCAGAUGUGGGGUCCUGACAAAUGCUGAUGCUCUCCUAUUUCUAUUCCAGUACAACCCAUCACCUCAGCAGGAUCUGAAUCCACUUUAAUGGCCACCCUGCUGAGCUGCUGGGUCCUGGUGCUGAUCAUCUCAUGUGUGAUUUUUCUGUUUUUAAAAAAAUUAAAUUAUGUUAUAUUAAAAAUUUUGAAAGCUGGGGUUUAGCUCAGCACCAUAAGUAUUUGUCUGGCAAGUACGAGGUCCUGAUCUUCAUCUACCAUAAAAAGAAAAAAGAAAACAUGUUCACAAUCAUUGGUCAUUGGAGAAAUUCAAGUUAAAACAACAUUGAGUUUCCAUCUCAACCCAGAAAGAAGCCCAGGAUUAAGAAACAACUAAUAACAAAUGCUAGAGAGGCUGUGAGGAAAAAGAAUUCUUCUGCCCUGUUGGUGACAGUGUGGACUGGUACUGCCACUGUGGAAAUCAAUGUGGAAAUUUCUCAAGAAACUGGGAUUGGAAGCCCAUUUGUUCCAGCUAUCCCACUUCUGGGCAUAUUCCCAGAAGAACUGAAAACAUCAUACCACCGUGAUAUAUGCACACCCAUGUUCAUAGCAGCACAAUUUGUAAUAGCCAAAUCUUGGAAACAACCCAAAUGCUCAUCAACAAAGGAAUGGAUAAAAAGGAUGUGGUAUUUUUAUGUUAUAGAGUACUACUAAGCUAUAAAGAAGGAUCACAUUGAGGCUUUUAUAGGGAAAUGGAUGGGACUUCAGAUUAUACUUAUUAGUAAAAUAAAUCAACUCAUAUAUGUAAAUACCAUGCUGUCUCCAUGAUGUAAGAAACUGAAAGAAUGAAUAAGAUCCAAAAUCUUCACUAAAUAUUGUGAAAAGAAACUGCUCAAAGGGGAAAAACAACUGGGACAGAGAAAAGGAGGAAAGAAGGAAGGGAAAAGAAAAAUGAUGUCAAUUUGUGUAUAAACCCUUAACUAAGAUGAUUGUAUUAUUCUAUUAGUUCUAGGAACAAAACAGUUAACAUUCAUAGCAUUAGAUCAAUUUUGCAUGUCUAUAUCUGGGAAUCUGAGUAACCGUUUUGAAGACAACUGUGCAACAAUCUUUGUUAAGUUCCUACCACCUCAUUUUGAAAGCCUAUAUUGUUAGUGUUGGGUUUUUUUUUAUCAUUGUUUGAGUCUUUGGCUUCUUGUUUUUUAUGUAUUUUAUUUUAUUUUGUUUUGGUUUUCCCCUUUAAAAUAAAAAAAGAAAUGUUUAUUGUCUUUCCCAACAAUUUAUUCUCUCCCGACAUUUAAAUAAAGUUAUUUAUUUUGAAACAAAUAUCUCAAUUAGUCUGGACUUGUAUUUUAUGAUCU